AUGAUUGGUCUCACCCGGAAGGACGCCACGAGCCAAAACCGGCCGCGGCGCAAUGGGGACGCCGGGGUGGACUGCCACGGCAAGGCUCCAGCAGCCGCAACACCCACCCCGACUGUCACACUUGUGGCGCCCUGGGGUCGCAAGCGUCCCCAAGGCGCCAUCACAUGUGGGUGCCCUGGGGUGCGUCACAUCGUCGAAUCAAUUCCUCACACGCCUCAACGGCUCCCAGAUGAGGUCUUAGCCUGGGCAGGGCCAUACCACCAUCGAGCCGGCCUAGCUGUGUCAUAG
Messenger RNA from Puccinia triticina, 288 nucleotides. RefSeq lists its product as uncharacterized. NCBI's taxonomy places the organism in Eukaryota, Fungi, Basidiomycota, Pucciniomycetes, Pucciniales, Pucciniaceae. The coding region runs from base 1 to 288 and encodes 95 amino acids. The transcript is spliced from 2 exons. The record is from RefSeq and is a predicted model, not a curated record.